AUGAAUAGUUAUACUCCCAUAGCAGAGCACAAACAAGAAGGCCACAAAAAUGGCAAUAUUUACGAAGACUAUUCGUCAUCUUCUCCAACUGGGUGUGGGUCGUGUGAUUGUUUAAAGUUUUCUAGCUUCAAUUGGGUCCAAGCCCAUGAAAUUUACAGCAGGUCUUUGCUAGAGCAAAAAGAGUCAUGGCUAGUAAAAAAGAUCAAGAUUAUGAAGAAUUUGGUAAAGAAAAUUGGAAUAUACUGCAAAUUGAAGAAAUCAAAUAAAACCCAAUUUCAAUAUGAUGCUCAAAGUUAUGCUUUGAAUUUUGAUGAUGGAGCUCGUGUUGAAGAAGAUGGGUUUUUGU
Messenger RNA from Nicotiana tabacum (common tobacco), 346 nucleotides. The record is from RefSeq and is a predicted model, not a curated record. NCBI's taxonomy places the organism in Eukaryota, Viridiplantae, Streptophyta, Magnoliopsida, Solanales, Solanaceae.